This is a messenger RNA of Fundulus heteroclitus (mummichog), 1941 nucleotides long. RefSeq names its product cyclin-dependent kinase-like 1 (CDC2-related kinase) (gene cdkl1). Gene Ontology annotation, molecular function: ATP binding; cyclin-dependent protein serine/threonine kinase activity. The record is from RefSeq and is a predicted model, not a curated record. Lineage: Eukaryota; Metazoa; Chordata; Actinopteri; Cyprinodontiformes; Fundulidae. Bases 196 to 1254 code for a protein of 352 amino acids. Gene Ontology annotation, biological process: protein phosphorylation. The transcript has 10 exons. Gene Ontology annotation, cellular component: nucleus.
CCCCUGUGGCAGCUGUGGGAUAGUUGAUCUGUGGUCGUCCUUCCUGCAGGUUGGGUGUGGGGGAAGAAGAGGAGCAUCGCCCUGAGUAAACAUCAGUCUGAUAAACAUCUGCAGACAACUGCAGAGACGCUCCUGCAGCCUCCCUGCACGCCAGGCACUGUUUGUUUAUCCCUCACUGACUACCUUGGGACGAGGAUGGAGAGGUAUGAGAAGAUCGGGAAGAUCGGCGAGGGCUCGUACGGCGUCGUCUUCAAGUGCAGAAACAAGAACACCGGACAGAUCGUUGCCAUCAAGAAGUUUGUGGAGUCUGAGGACGAUCCCAUCAUCAAGAAGAUCGCCCUGAGGGAGAUCAGGAUGCUCAAGCAGCUGAAGCACACCAACCUGGUGAACCUGAUCGAGGUGUUCAGACGAAAGCGGAAGCUUCACCUGGUCUUUGAGUACUGCGAUCACACGGUCCUCAACGAGCUGGACCGCCAUCCAGCAGGCAUCCCGGAGCACCUCGUCAAAAGCAUAACCUGGCAGACUCUUCAGGCCGUCAACUUCUGUCACAAACAAAAUUGUAUUCACAGAGAUGUCAAGCCAGAAAACAUCCUCAUCACCAAACAGCAAGUCAUCAAACUCUGUGACUUUGGCUUCGCCAGGGUUCUCACUGGCCCUUGUGACUACUACACAGACUACGUGGCGACUCGGUGGUACCGGGCCCCGGAGCUGCUGGUGGGGGACACUCAAUACGGCCCCCCAGUUGAUGUGUGGGCGAUCGGGUGUGUGUUUGCAGAGCUGCUCUCUGGGAUUCCUCUGUGGCCCGGCAAGUCCGACAUGGACCAGCUUUACCUGAUCAGGAAGACUCUCGGAGAUCUGAUCCCUCGGCACCAGCAGGUUUUCAGCAGCAACCAGUUCUUCUGUGGAGUCUCCAUCCCUGAGCCACCGGAGAUGGAAUCUUUGGAUCAAAAAUAUCCUAAUCUCUCGCAUCAAACUCUGAGCCUCAUGAGGAGCUGUUUGAGAAUGGACCCGUCCGAGCGGCUGACCUGCGAGCAGCUCCUGCGCCACCCCUACUUUGACAGUAUGAGAGAGAAAAGCGAGAGCUUGUCUCGGGAGCAGGAUCGGCCCAACUACAAGAGGACACGUUUACCUCGGAGGCACCUUCCCCCAGGGUAUUUGCCACAAUUGACCAGCAGCAGCAUCUUUCCAGCUCUGGACAACAAAAAGUACUACAACAACCUGCGCAAAUUCAACUACCACCUCCCAAACAUCUAAACGCGACCAUCCUGAUCAGAAACGAACGUCUGCAUUUUCUGGACUGCUCAGGAAAUGAAGCAGAGUCUCAUAGACUGUAGUUUUCAAUCUUAAAAAAAAGACUUAGUAAAAGAAAAAAAAAAAAGAUUUAGUAACUUUUUACCACGUUUGUUCCUCCUGAGGCAUGCUGGGUGCCUCCUACUGUGAUCCUAUGCACUGUACCCAGCGUGUAUAGUCAGACGUGUUGCUUUGUGUGUCUUGCCAGCUUUCUAAGCUGAUAUUUUGAGACAAAGAGGAGCGCCAUGCUGCUCUGCUUGUUGUUACGGAGUUGACUGAGGGGAAAACUAUGCUCUACUGCCUUCCCCAGUUUGCCAAAUUUUUUUUAUUUAAAUUAUACAACGGACUUUCUUAAAGUGACAUUUUUGUAGCGAGUUUAAUCUUUUAGUAAGUUAUAAUUCAGAGUACAAACCUUAAUCAGUUCUAAAAAUCUAUAUUUGACGUCAGAGAAUACAGCUGCAAACGUUCCUGUUUACUACCCUUCAUUCAUUUUCAUCUUCUUUAUCCCUGGAACUUUUAAUGCUAAGGAUGCUUUCACCAAAAUGCCAAAGUAUUCUAAAGAGGAAAUUAAAAAAAAGAAAAAAAAAGUCCUAAGCUUUUCCACCAGCAUAACUGAAUAACCUUGAAUAAAUUUGAAUAUGUCAGCGAGAA